GUUUAGAAUUUAUUAUUUUAAAUAAAUAUUAUAUAAUUUAUUAUGUAUUAUUAAAAUGAAUUAAAAAUGUUUUGCCCGCAAAAGAAUUCUUAUUUGCAACUUGUUUGCGCGAUGAAUCCACGAAUUAUAAACAAGGCAGUAGACGUGGCAAUGCAACACAAACAUUUUGAUCCUCACACAGAAAUCCCGCCAGCUCAAAGACUAGAGUCAAUGCAGCCGUCUCUGUACGCACCGCACGUGGACAUAACCCGCGCCCGCUUAGGUUUCGGACGCGUCGGCCUCAGACUCAUCAAUAGAGAUCUACACUCGUCAGAUUAUCUCGUUCAGUUGCAGGCUAUACACAGUGUAUUAGAUCAGGUGCAAAUAUCAGAGAAUGCGAUGUUCCUAAUCAAUUUACAAGUAGUUUACCGUCUAAUAGAUCUGAUGCAAAACAAGAAUCCGGUAAUACGAGAAAAGGUAUGUCUAAUACUAACUUCCCUAGCCAACUUCCACCAAGGACGAAAGCAAAUCAUGACACGAGCAAAAAUUUUCGAUAACCUAAUGUGGUUAAUUAUGAGAGAUAGGAAAGAAAUACGAUAUGCCGCGUCGUACACCCUGAAGACUUUAACGAGGGACAGGUGUUCAAGCGCAAUCAUUAUCGAAACGGAGAAUAUUAUAGAAAAUUUGCUUAAGAUGGUAAAAACUGAGCACGUCGGAAUUGCGAUAUUGCAUCUCAAGACAUUGGAGAAUCUAAUAGAUUGGAACCAAGUUCCAGCUUUGAAAGCGAAUGCUUUUCAAAUCAUGUUAAAACUUUUAGAGAAUUCCGAUCCGAGAAUUAUUUGUGGAGCGAUGGAUUGCUUGGCACAAAUAUGCAAACAUGAUAUCGGUAAGAAAUUAGCGGACGUUUAUGAUUUGACCAACUCAUUGAGACCUUACUUGGGAUCACAGUCUAUCGAAGUCAGGAUUAGCGCUGCGGGUUUAUUGGGUUACACCACGUUGACGACACGGUCUAAGUGGCGGGCCAGAGAGUUUUGUGGCGACUUGACCAAGCGUCUGAUGAUGUUGUGCAUUUUUUCUAACAAACCGACUUUGCAAUUGAGAUGUAUGUAUGUUUUGAUAAACCUUUGCGACUGUCCCGAUAUCAGACACCAUAUGAAAACUCAUUGGGAGAAAAAAGUUGAAGCGAUCAAAAUUAGGAGUCACGAAGAGUGGGACGGCACGAGCGAGACCACUAGCUACGGAUUAGAGACUGGGCACAAUUACAGAACAAUGAGCAUAGAAGGGGUCGAAACUAUUAAAAACAAUUACGGCGAUAACGCUGAGGUCAUAAACAUUUACAGUUAUUUAAAACGAUUACAUGAAAUAAAAUCGAACUUAUUGUAUGCAAUCAACUGGAAAUCAUAUAAAAAUUAAUCACAAUCAUAUAUAAUUAUAAAUAAAACAACACGAUCAGUGUUUGAGCAUUUAUUGAAAUUAUACAUUGAAUUACAUUUCGUAUUUUAAUUUGCUAAAUGUUUGUGCCAUCAUUGGCGUUCUUACGACUAUUCCUUCGGUA
Molecule: messenger RNA, 1534 nt
Organism: Nymphalis io (European peacock)
Lineage: Eukaryota; Metazoa; Arthropoda; Insecta; Lepidoptera; Nymphalidae
Exons: 3
Coding region: 67-1392 (441 amino acids)
Source: RefSeq, a predicted model, not a curated record